AUGAGUUGUUUAAAGGAGAGGAAGUCAAUUCAGAAUAACAGCUCGGUGAUUGCACUGUCACCAAUUUUGAACAAUGACGGUUUGAUGAGCGUUGGAGGAAGAUUAGGAAAGUCCGACCUCCCUCUUAUUGAAAAACACCCGGUAUUGAUACCAGGGAAAAGUCAUGUUGCAAAGCUAAUUGUUCUCCAUUACCACACCAAAGUAUGUCACCAAGGUAGACACUUCACCGAAGGUGCCAUAAGAGACGACGGUUACUGGGUAACAGGCUGCAAAAGGCUAGUGUCGUCUGUCAUACACAAAUGUGUCAUUUGUCGUAAACUAAGAGGCAAGCUGAGUUUUCAGCGUAUGGCAAACCUUCCAGAAGAACGACUAACACCAGGACCUCCAUUUAGCCAAGUUGGUGUAGACUGCUUCGGUCCCUGGCAAGUUUCCGCUAGGAGAACUAGAGGUGGUAUUGCACAAAGCAAGCGCUGGGGAGUGUUAUUCACUUGCCUGUCUUCAAGGGCUAUCCACAUUGAAGUCGUAGAAGAACUCAGCACAUCAUCCUUCACUCCGCCGAUUCAUUGCUAUUAG
Molecule: messenger RNA, 573 nt
Organism: Anneissia japonica
Lineage: Eukaryota; Metazoa; Echinodermata; Crinoidea; Comatulida; Comatulidae
Exons: 1
Coding region: 1-573 (190 amino acids)
Molecular function (GO): nucleic acid binding
Source: RefSeq, a predicted model, not a curated record